CUCUCAGUUAGUCACGAUCCUGACGUCGUGGUGCUUCACCCUCCGGUCUUCGUACUACCUGUCAACGAAAAUCAUGCAAGUGUGUCACUAGGCCAAGAGACUGGCACGUGAUCCUUCUAAUAACUUUACUCCUGGCUUAUCAGACACGCAUCAUCCUGACUAACUCCUGCCUCGCUAUCAAUUUCUACCUUCUGACGGUGCCUUCUGUGCGAUCGUGCGAAUUCUUUGUUUAAUGUGUAAACGCCCCGCUAUAUUUCGAACGAGCACGGAUCUUCGAGCGAGAAGAAUAUUUGAUUGGUCGAUCAUCAGCGUCCAUCCUCCGUAUUUCUCGAUAAUUUAGGUGACUCUAAGAAAAAUAUGGAAAGACGUCGAUCCAUCAAUGGCAGCCUCAAUGAACAUACUCUACCCAUUCCAGUUCAGAUGUUCCUCUGGCGACAGCUAAGGCCUUUCAUACGAAUGAAACUUGGGAAAUUACAUGAAGCAUCCUGCACGUUCUGUCAACAUGUGCCAGGCCAUCACGAGAUGAAGGAAGCCUGUACGUCUUUAGAGAAAGUGUUGGUCCAAAAUCUCCACAAUGAUCUGACGCCGUCGUUGAGCAUAAUAUUGGGCGCGGUGCCACGUUGGCGUUUGAUUCAGGCAGCUCUACCUUACGUACUCCAUGCGACAGCCAACCUUUUGCACAAUAGGAAGGAUCUUCAAAGUCUCGGUGCGAUGGAAACGACUCUUCUUUAUAUCCUUCAUUGGAUCCUCCUUGAUGCCGCCGAGGAGUGUGCCGAGUCUGACGUCGAUUCAGGAAAUCCUUUCCAUUAUUUAUUUUCGAUACCGACGAUGACGCUGUUCGUCUAUCUCUUCGCUCCGCUCUGCAAUUAUUUAAAGGACAUUGAUUUCAAGACAAAUUUGCGAUUGGAAAACGGAUUAAAGAUUUGGACCGCGAUGUACGAAUGUCGGCAUCCCGACACAGCCUGCUUUACGGCCCACUGUCGGGUCAAGCCUCGCGUUUUGUGGAGUCGAUCUUUCAAAUUCGUUCAACAUCAUCAAAUGCCGGACGACGUUUUCGUCGGUGGAAACAGCGAGAGCCCGCUUAGUCAAUCAGUGGGUACUACGUUGACCGAUCAGAACAAUAUUUCUCAGAACGUUUCUCAGAGCGUGGCAAAGCAAGAUGAGGAAAGUCCUUGGGUAUCUUCGCCAAAGGACACUGUAUUUCCAGAGACGAUACCUGAGGAAAGUUCAGGUGCCGAGGAUGAACACGUGGUUAUAUUCAGAUUGUCAUCAUUGAGCGAAUCCGAUAGGGGAAUCGACGGGGUAAAAGAAGUAUCAACCAUAUUCGCAGAUGAAACCAGCAUAUUUCACGUUGCAAUGGGCCGAAGUACCGGUUCGUCCAAACCUACCCUCACAAUAGAGAAAGUAACAGCGAUUUCCGGAUUGGAUACUUGCAGGCAAUAUUACAGAAAGCCUUCUCAAAAAGCGAGCGCGGAUAAAGAGAAAGAAGAAAAGACAUCCAAGACAGAGAAAGAGGCGGAGAAAGAGAAAAGUACUUCGAAAACGUCGGGUCAACAUCACAGUUCGCCUUCCGAUACGUCAGGACAGACGGCUGAUCAUAUUCUCGAGGUUGAUAUUCGGGCAGCAACGUUUCUCGACGUAGCCGUUCUUAGAUGCCUCUUCGUCUCUCAGUGGCAAGAAGAAGGAGUAUAUUGGGCCUUACAGUUUUUAUAUCAUCGGUUACGUAGAAUAAACGAGGAAAGUUCGGUGCAACAGAUGCCUCGUCGACGUAGUAACUCCUUGCCAAUACCAAAGAUCGAGGUCUCCAUUUAUCAGAGUCCCGAAAGCAAAAAGAAAGACGUUUCGAAAGAUUUUAUAGAGAUUCCAGAAGUACGAGAUGUUUCCUUGCUGGCGGAAUUACCGUGCCUGACCUGCAAAGGUCACGACGGAGAAUCCAGCCACACGAGACGAGCUAGCGAAAAAACGAAAAAACGUAUGAAAAUGGCCGAUCUCAAAGCUUUUGUCGAAACAAAAAUAUUGUCAAAAUCGGAGAAAGCCCUUGAAAAGAUUGGUCAGGAGGAGCAUAAGAUGCUAUUCGAACAGGAAUGUCACAGGAGCCUCGAUACGGGUGACGACCACUUGACGAGACCAACGUCAACGAGUUCGAAAAUCUUUGAGGCGAAAGAUGUCGAUCAUAUGAAGCAUCCAACUAAUUUAAUUAAAGGAAAGAGCAUGCCAAGUUUGAGCUGCUUGAUUAACGAGCUGACCGCGGGAGGGUACGUUGGUGACACGCGUAUUGAGAGGAAACAAGGUCGGUUUUAUAGUCAAUCCUAUACCGCACCAAAUCCUAUCAUCACCGUCACGGAACACACGCCUACUCCGUCACCAGAUUAUAUGAAACGGCAGGGAUCGAUCGACAGUCAAUUGGAUGCUAUCGGUAUGCACGGUGGAAGAUUGGACUUCGAAAGAAAACCGAGCCUUACCAGAUCUCAAACGGAUUCUAAUAUUACUUAUAUGAGUGACGAAGUGCCAGAGGCUCCUGGUUCAGGUUGUUAUAUCACCAAAGAGGGUGACAUCGAUUACCAAGUAGUUUUGAAGGCCGUUAAUUCGAUCGCAUUACGCGACAAUACUUGUUGCACGGCUCGCGUCUGCGAAAGUAUUCUAAACCUUGUUGAACUCCUAAUGGACAUGGGAGUGAUGAAGCAAUGCCUUCGAGAUGAGACUAUGGGUAGUAACGCAGGAUCGGGUACGGGAAUGGACAAAACGGAAUCCGUAAGAAGGCAGGACUCUCCAGUGAACGAACAAGAUCGUAGGCAUGAUUCGGAUGGAAGGCAUAAACCAACAGCUCAUAAUCUUUUAAUGAAUUGCGUUAUCAGAGUAUUGAAGCAUUUGGGUUGCCCGCACGGAUGCUCCGAGGGAAUUCGCGGACCCCACGCGGACUUUUGUCGUUCUCAGGGACAAACGAUAUUGGGAAAAUUACAUCGAGCAAGUUUCAAGCAAUUUUCCAAAUUCCUGAAGACGAUGAUACGCGAACAACCGAUCUCGGAAAUCUUAGACUUUUUUCAUGCUUACGUUGGCUUCUGCGUAGAUCCAACUUCCUUGUUAUCUCCACUGAUUAUAAAAUACCUAAUAGAUCAGAAACGAGGUUCGAACAAGUCACCGGACGCGGCAUCUCAAGGUGGCUACGCAACGAAUUUUGGUGCCGGCAUGAUGGGCACCGGUGGUAGUAAUGUUGGUACUGCGACAUCCGCGUCUCACGCAACAGGAACGACAACAGCUACGGGAACUAUCGCGGCAGUAAACGCAUCCUACAGCACAGGUGGUUACGGUGUUCGCGGCAUCGAGGGCCAAAUAAUGAAUUGCGUUUUCAAGACUCUUGUUACUCGCUUCGUUAAUUCUACGAAAGAAUUAAAGUCUCAAGAAAAUAUUGGAGUUUAUUGCGACCUGAGACAAUUUAUGACUUAUGUGAAGGAAGCUCACGGUGGUAUAUUUCGACGUGUGGCUUUGAGCGGCAUUUUAGAUUCCACUGAUCGUCCCAACAAACGUUGCAACAGCAACGUUCAAACCACUCGCGUCAUCAGGCACAUACAUCAAUCCGAUUUGGAGGAACACGCGGAUAUUGGUGGCGAUACGUGUUACACGGUAGACGAUAGAGGUACCAGAAAGUUUCUUUUCAAGAAGAGAAGCACUUCUUCGACUUGUGCAAGUCUACUUGAAACUGAAUUGAACGAAGAAAAUACGAAAAUAAGUCAGAGCCCAUUGGGUAAUUUGCGAAAGAAACAACACGUAUUAACGCCUAGGCAGAGCGAACGCAACUUAGGAAUUGGAGAAUCCUGUUUAGGAUCUGGAAAAAUACGAAAGUCGACUCGUUUUCAAAUUGGGGGUAUUGUAAAUUGGUUUCGGAAGGAGUACGGGAGAACCGAUUCCACGGAUAGUCAUGAAAGUAGCGAGUCGCCUACGGACGGUAGUUUCGUAAGACAACCGAGUCUACAUUAUUACGGGCAUCACCGUAGUACGUCCCGAACUAGCCGCGGGGUCGGACAAACCUUGCAAAAGGCAAGACGCCGAAUGGAAGAUCAAUGGAAUAAAAUCGGUUUUGGUAAAAGCAAGAAGAAAGAAAGUUUAGAAGAGCCACCUGGUAGCUAUUUUAGUAGAAGAAAUUCCAUGGAACUGGGCGAGGCUUCGAGAGAGUCAGAAUUUGUAGUUUUGAAAGAAAGGAGAUUAGUACCUCGUACGGCCAUCUACGAUGGAAUGCUGAGGUUUUCUUUCCUUUUGGAAACCUGCCAACCUGGCUCUGUACCCGAUCACCAUUUGAUGGCAGCUAUAUUAGACCUUCCUUACGCACCUGUAGUUGCCCGUGCCUGUUUGAUAUUGGAAUGUGCCCACCUGGUUCAUCAAUGUAAUAAAGGGCAUUGGCCAACGUGGAUGAAAUUGAACUUUCCCAUGUUUCGACCGUCGGUCCCCAUUAAUAAUCGUAAUGCAUCGACAGCACUGAGGCGAAUCCAUGUAUUACAGAGAACAGCGGGAAAAUUAUUUUAUCAAUGGGCGGAGGCAAUAGGUGCGAGACUGGAGGAAUUAUUGAUCGAGGAUAAGCAGAAUAUCGAUCAGGUAAUUGCCAUGGUUUCCGAUGAAAAUAAGCAACGUGAUUUAAUCAUCGAGGACGAAGAGGAGGAUUUUCUUGACGAAGCUAGCAUAAAUUGCUACGGAUCACAGUGUCCCGUGGCAUUGCGCCUGGUCGCUUGUAUCCUUCUUUUGGAGGUAACGGCUUUUCUGAGGGAAACGUAUCAGACGUUACCAAAAUCCAAUAAGCUAUUAACGAAAGAACGACCGCCCCCUUGGGAGAGAAUGUACAGCAGAGAAGCGAAUCGAAGAUGGAGCGUAGCUCUUUCAUCGAUGGGUCACUCACAAACGUCGGCUCAAAGUCUUCAAUCGAUAGCUGGCGAUCGUGAAGUGACUGCCGAACGAAAGAUCAGCUUCGUCCUUUAUGAGCCCGACAACGAGUCGGAAGGAAGUAGUAAAUCUACAGUGACGAUCCAAGGAGAGGAAGUCCCGAACGUCGACAAGGAUAAAGGGAAGCGGGCUCAGGCACCUCAGGGUAGGCCAUUUUUACUGCGCCGUGGUACCGGGGGUACCACCACUGGUUCGUUUAAGAAAAGGAGCUUAAAACUACGGCGUGGAACCAAAGAGGGCAAGGACACCGAAUGCGAAGCGUAUACGGUUAAACGGGCCGAUUCGAUACAAUCGAAAAGAAAAGUAAGUUCAUUGUCCGACAGAAGCGACACUUCUGAGCCUGGUGGUUUAGCUGGCGAGGUCAGCGGAGAGGAAUCGCCUGGUAUUCUCAGUGACGAUCAACCACCGGAAAGCCCCAGCGACAGUAAUGAAACAGACGAAACCAACAAAAACUUUCCUUGGAUGAAGGUGCUCGUACAGGUUUCGAAUUCUUUUAAUUUUUAUUGCUCCCAUCAGAAUUUCUGCCAUCCAUUUUGCCAUCGCCGUCAAAUGCGUGCCAGCAGUAGGUUGAUCAAAUCCGUUAGAAAGAUUUACGGGGAGGAAUUUGGAAUACUUAAUGGUACAGGUAUGUUCGACAUCGAUACCGACAAAAAAGAGGACGGCAAAAAAGAGAAACGAAGCCGUAAGGUUUCCGAGCAAGCUAGCACCCAAGUAUCACCCGUUAGAAGGAAAGAUAGCGUAGGACGAAAGUACAAAAUCGACAAGAAUUUGGACGGAUCUCAGUCGGGUCGAUUGUAUCAAAGGGACUCUUCGAAGGACCUAGCGGAUCAAGACUCUGGAGAUAAAGGGAAGGAGUCAUCGAAGAAUUCAAAGGCAAAAGGGGAUUCCGAAGCUGAGGCCCCAGCGAUUCUGAAAUACAUUAAGACACAAGUAAAAAAUGCUUUCCACGCCCCUAUAGCGACUCUGGUGAAAGGUGCGGUUGUGAUGACCGAAGAUCUAUUUGUCGACGUUCUACCUGUAGCCUGGGAACUCCUUUUGGAAUCCAAUCAAGAAGUAGCGGCUUCCGCAGCGUCCCUUUUUAUAGUAGCGGCUGUGCGAGCACCGAAUCAGGCUAGCGAAAUAAUGAACAAUGGCCUUCAACAUAGUAAUUCGUCGGUGCGAAUAAAUGCUAUCUUAAGAUUUCAAGUUUUGUGGAAAUUGCGUUAUCAGGUUUGGCCCAGGAUGGAAGAAGCGGCUCAUAUGACUUUUAAAGUUCCACCGCCUGGAAUAGAAUUCACUUUGCCAUCUCCAAAAAUUGGAAUCGAAUCUUUACCAGUUGUCGAUCCACCUUGGAUGCCUCAAGUUAAAACGAAGGUCGAAGAGGUCACAAUCAAUCAGGAGCGUCACAGAUCAUUGGUGACGGCGACUAAAACUCGAAAGAAACAACAGACCGAGUUAAUAAAAAAAGCUUUACAGGCGCAAGACGAUAAGAAGAGAGAGGAAAGAGAAAAUUUUCUGAUAACAACGAUUCCGAUUACUGUUCAAGCAGCAUACGAACCUAGUCCGGUGGGAGACGAUCAUGACGAAGGUAACGUUGGAGACGAGGAUGGUGCUGAGGCGAUGCCCAGAAAUACUCAGCAUCAUGGUCAAUCAGCUUUGUCAUUGUUUCCAUCCUCUUUGUGUUCCGCUAUCGUUCAAAUAAUAAAUUUACUGGACAACGCCGCCGUGUCCGACGAUGGAAACGCUGUUUAUGAAGUUGCGUACCAGGUGAUCUGGGGAUGUCUUGUAGAAGAUAGUGCGCUCUUCCUUCGUUACGUCUUGGAACGCCUUACAAGGGACAAGCAAGAAUUGAUGUUUAAAAUUCUACGACAUCUUAUUAGAUUUGUCCCAAAGUUACCGCAGCAAGCAGCGUUUGCUCUGUACAAUUACAUAAUAGGGUAUGUAAUGUUCUACGUUCGUUCGCCUCACGAGGAAGGCCAGAAAUUGAUUGGCACUGCUCUGUCUAUUUUAUGGAUGGUCGUCCACAGUGUACACGGUAUAAUGUUCAAAGAUUUAAAACAGAUUCUUCGCAAAGAACAAUGCGACGCUUCGAUCUUGCUAACCGCAAACGUUCCUUCGGCAAAGAAGAUUAUUGUUCACGGUCCCCAGGAUCCGGACGCUACUGGGAUACCAUCCCAAUUUCCGGUACAGGAAGACACACAGUUUUGUCAGAUACUUCGGGAAUCGUUGGACUUUUUUGGAAUCGAAGAACCCAAGCACAAAGAAUACUUUCUUGUAGACUAUAAAACACAUCAGAUACACAAUCCAUCGUCCUACGUUCGAGAUUAUUACUUUUUUAAAAGAUCUCAGUAUCCGCAGAUUGAAUUGGUUCAUAUGAAACCAGAAGAUGCAUUUAAUGCGCUUCAACGACAAGAGCUUGUUCACAAGUUCGUCGAAAUUGGUAAAGUUCUAUUGACAUGGGCAAUAUUGAAGAACGUUGACAUGGUCGUACAGAGAGUUGUAUUUCUGCACGAGGAACUUAUGAAAUUACCGUCGUUUCCUAGAAAAGCUUUGGAAGCGGAUUUGGAUCUUUACAAAGGUGGUGAGAUAGGCAGAGAGCUUCUUGGAUUAGACGUUAUGCAUAAGUUCAUGUGGGUUAGACUGAUAGCUAGGAUGUUCGAGGCAAUGGCUGGGAACUUUGCUUACUCCGGGGACAUUCAUUUGUUUCUGAACGUGUUAAAUGGCGCCGUUAUCCUUCAUAGCGAGGAUUCCUGCAUUUUACGAUACGUUAUCGCCACCUACAUAAAUGCUGCGCAUAAUUUUAAAAAUAUAUUUUCAACGAAUGGCUAUCUCUUGAUAAUGCCAACGUUGCUACAAUUGUACGCGACUCAUCAAGCUAACAAAUUGGUAACUACUACGGUAGAAUACGCCGUUAAGCAGUUUUACUUGAUGAACAGAAAGCCAUUUAUCCUUCAAAUGUUUGGAAGUGUAUCGACGAUAUUGGAUACCGACGAGACAAGUGUCCAUGGCGAAGCUCACAAAGUACCCUCGACGUGUCUGUUCAACCUGUUACUGAGUUUGGAAACGCCGUCGCCCGAUCCUUUAAAUAUCGGAGAACUUGUCAAAGAAGAAAAGCCUUUAAAAGCCAUCGACUUUUGUUACCACGACGAGAAUGAAAUGGUGACCGUUCUGGAUUGCAUAUCACUCUGUGUCAUGGUUAUUGCUUACGCAGCCGACUCCAUUCGGGGACAACAAAUGCUCAUAAUACUAGAAGCAAUAUUACCAUGUUACGUCCAACAAAUCCAAUCUCCCGCUUACAACAAAGAAGGAAAAACCGAAAAAGAAAUAAUCAAUCAAUUGGCUAUAGCGGUUAAGACGUUGGUUAAUAAUUCGGAGGCACUGACCAAGUAUUACAAUGGGCCACAGAAAUCAAGUCCCGAACACAAGGGAUCCAGCCAAAGAAAUUAUGGUAAAGGUCCUUACUCGCCAGGUGUAGAUUUUGAGGACGAAACGCAUCCCACGAAGCCUCCACCCCACAUCGAACAUUCCAAAGUGCGAAAUUUCUACGAUCGCGACGACGAUGCCGAGAGUUCUCAUAAAAAUGAAUUUAGGAGGCCGCGCGAUACCUUACUCAAUAUGGUGGGCGAAUUCGUUGCCCGUUCUUCCGUACGUUUGACCGAAUUGAAUAAAAAAUCUCAAGAUGGUAAAACGAUCGAGUUGCUUGACUCAAAAUGUCACGUGCGAUUAGCCGAUAUUGCCCAUAGCCUUUUAAAAAUUGCCCCUUACGAUCCUGGCACAAUGGGAUGCCGUGGUUUGAGAAGAUACAUGAACGACGUGUUACCGUCCACCGAAUGGUCCAACGACGACAUGAGACCGGCUUUGACAAUUAUUUUACGUAGACUCGAUAAAACUUUCAGCAAGAUACAUAAAAAGGCGUCGAUCAGACGAAAUACCGACUGGACCGCAGCCAGCGAUCUUUUGAAAGGCGUCUAUGAGACUCUCGCGAGGUGCCCCUACAUAGCACACUUUCAAUAUUUGAAAACUCUACUGAGUACAUGUCAGUCUCUAAUCAUUGGCGACACUCCUGCCGAAGAUGUUACCUCUGCCUCAUCGGCCGCGCUAAUGAGUAAAAUACCCCCGCAAUACUUCUGUUCGACGGUCUUACGUCUAAUAGCGUUACACGUGAUUUCUCUUGGCGAGGGUUACUCUUUGGAGAAUGUUUGUAACGGCCAGGCUAUGUUUUCCAAUCAGACAAAGACGGAAAAUAUGCUGCUCAAUCUAUUGAUACCAUUAUUCCUACGCGUUGGAACCGGACGAAAAGAUGUUCCAAAAUUGAGACAGACGGACAUAAGUUUUGCAUUAACAGCGGUACUGAAUACCCUCUGGCCUCCGACUACGAAGACGAUACCAUUAACUGUUCAGACAUUAAAAACCACUACGGAUGCUAGACCUGGUAGUCUAACGUUCGCAGCGAGAGAUUCGAAGACAUUAACCAAAACGUCAUUAACUUUGUAUCAGGUUGCCUUCUUAGCCCUUAAGAUUAUGACGAUAUGCUUUGAAACCGAAUUAAAGAUCGAAUGGCCAAAGAUCUUGCGUACUAUGCGCUUGCUGAACAAACGAAAUGAAGCGUCCAUAUACCUGUGGAACUUUAUAGAAUUCGUCGUUACUCACCGGACGGCUUUAUAUAUCCAAAUGUUGCCGUUCAUUGUUCACAAGGUCGGUCAAACGCCUAUCUCCGAUCACGAGAGAACUAUGCACAGCAUCAUACGUGAGAAAAUCAACGGUAAUGCUACGACCGUGCCUAAAUCUCGUGGAACUCUCUUAACAGAUUUAAUCCACGAACUGAAGGAUUUGAAAGAGGAGAUAGAAAAUCGGCGAUUCGAUGAACUACAACCCGAGCCAAAACGAAGCGUCGCGGAUAUGCAUGUGACCGAGGGUCAACCUCGUACUCAGAGACCAUCCUUACUGAUCGAUCUAUUAAGCGGUGAUUUGGGAUCUCGAACUCACAUGAAUCGAACUCCAGCGGAAACUCCGGUAUCUCAUUCGGCCGUAUCGCAAUCGAUACCUCACUCCACUCUACAAACAGGCCACUCGAGUAGCGCUAUUAAGAUGUCAGCACCAACACAAAUAUAUACCCCGUCGAAUGGUACACAGAUUGCUCGUGGAUCUAUUUCGAGUACCAGCAUAGGAUCUUCAACUUUACGCGAGGCAAAUGACAUGGCUACUGGAGAAUUUAACGGCGAACGACAAGUCCCCACAGCUAGGGAACGAAGAUCCCAACCAUCUUCUGCUAGCGAUGAACGUAACCAUGUUAAGCCUCAUCCUAUAUUACUUCAUCAAAAGGCGCCAAAACUGCGCUUUGUAUCUUCUGUAGAGUAUAGAAACUCAUCAGGAGAGACUGUAACGAGUCAACUGAGCCCGAGCAGUCCGAACGAAGACAGCUCAGGCGAGUCCCGUCCAGACAGGCCUCGAUUGCAACGCUCCAUGGGUCAAAGCAAGAGGACGUUCCGCCUUAGAAAAAGUCGAAGAUCUCACGUCGAGAUGAAGCAAGAACAACAGGACAUGUCAACCAACCAAAGUACAGUUCAGACACCAUCGACUCCAGCAAUGGAGCCUUCUGUCUUCAGCAUCCCUUCUGACUCUUCCUCGAUUCGUUCAAGGCGCAGCUUGUCUGUUCGACAGUCGGACGGUGAUAGGGGUAACAAUAUAGAUCAACAAUUCCAUGCGUUACAACUUCAGCACCACCACCAUCAUCACCAUCAUCACCUUCAUCCUCAAAUGUCGGACGUUUCUUGGGACGAGGACACUUCCAGCACAUCUGGUUAUCGCGAAUCCUAUAGCAUGCAUCUGGAAAGCGUCAACAACACUCGUGCUCAACCACCCCUGGCAUCCCCAGACUUAAACGACAUGCCUUCGACCAGCAGUACCACCACCAACUACAUGGCCUUUGACGGUAGUUCUCCUGAUUGUUCAAUUAACGGCAGUGCUGGCGAGAAAACUAUGUCCCAACAUUCUCUUCUUAUGGUUUUUCCGAAUCAGGAUGAGGAUACGUUAAUAUAAAUGAUAGAUAUUAUUUUUCUUAGACGUUGACUGAUCCUACCAUUUAAUCUUUUGCUCCUAUCGACGGGAAUGGGGGGGGGAGGGAAUAGAGCUCGAAGAACGAGAUUGACGGCGCAAACAAGUAUUAUUACUUGUGUUAGUUAUUCGAGAUCAUUAGAUGAUCAUACAAAUGUUAUAUUUCAAGUGGGUGGUGUUCUUUAGGUGUUCUCCUAAUAAGUAAACGAAAAUGUAUCGAGAAAUUAAUAAAUAAAUACUGGAACGGGGAAGAAAAUAUCUACGAUAAGCUCAGAACCAGUAUGAAAUAAUCUGAGGUUAAAACUUAAGUUAACUGCAUUAUGUAUUUCUCCAAUAGAAAGAUAAAGAUUACAAAGAUUUAGAAUAUCGUAUACGUUUCACGUAUUCUCCGUUGAGCGGAAAGACCAAUUUAAAUUACGAGCGAUAAUAGCCCAAGUCGUCUCGUCCAAGCAUUUGUUAUACUCAUAAAAUAUACAUACGUAUAUAGCGAACUCUUUAUGACCACCAGGCUGGGAUGGCCUAAAAUAUGUUUGUACGCGUGGCUGGAUGUAAGUACAUACGAGAGACGUUACAUUUGAGAAUAAAGAUAGAACGUAUGUACCUGCUGAUAAA
This is a messenger RNA of Vespula pensylvanica (western yellowjacket), 11574 nucleotides long. It is a transcript of the gene unc80, whose product is annotated as protein unc-80 homolog. The coding region runs from base 358 to 10947 and encodes 3529 amino acids. Gene Ontology annotation, biological process: monoatomic cation homeostasis. The record is from RefSeq and is a predicted model, not a curated record. NCBI's taxonomy places the organism in Eukaryota, Metazoa, Arthropoda, Insecta, Hymenoptera, Vespidae. Gene Ontology annotation, cellular component: cation channel complex; axon. Gene Ontology annotation, molecular function: monoatomic cation channel activity. The transcript is spliced from 51 exons.